Molecule: messenger RNA, 597 nt
Organism: Tarenaya hassleriana
Lineage: Eukaryota; Viridiplantae; Streptophyta; Magnoliopsida; Brassicales; Cleomaceae
Product: cationic amino acid transporter 9, chloroplastic-like
Exons: 3
Coding region: 1-597 (198 amino acids)
Biological process (GO): transmembrane transport; amino acid transport
Cellular component (GO): membrane
Molecular function (GO): amino acid transmembrane transporter activity
Source: RefSeq, a predicted model, not a curated record
AUGAAGAUCUUUUACCCAGCACCAAUCGAGCCUUUAUUCCUCACCGAAAACCUGAAUACAACUUUGGAUGAUCUUGAUUACCUCUACUCUUAUUCCGCUUUCAACGAAAUCACGGCUUUUCUCGUUUUCGUCCAAUUGAUGCUCGAUUACCACAUUGGAGCGGCUAGUAUCUCACGAAGCCUCGCGAGCUAUGUUGUUGCUCUUCUUCAGCUCUUCCCAGUUUUCAAGGACAUCAUUCCGAGCUGGUUGGCAAGUGGCCAAGAACUAUUGGGUGGAAUGCUUUCUAUUAAUAUCCUCGCUCCGAUUUUACUAGCACUUUUGACCCUCAUUCUAUGCCGUGGGGUGGGAGAGUCUUCUACUGUUAACUCCGUCAUGACUGCAACGAAGGUCGUGAUUGUUAUCGUCGUGAUCUGUGCCGGUGCUUUUGAUAUUGAUGUGGAAAAUUGGUCUCCUUUUGUUCCAAAUGGGUUCAAAGCAGUACUAACGGGGGCAACUGUAGUAGCGGUUCAUGAAACCAUAGACCCUCUCCUUGAAAUUCUAAACAAGAAGAUUGGAGACAUCCUAUUUCUCUUUCCACUUAACAUAGACAAGAUAUAG